GAUGUUUACAUUGGUUACAAUGGAUCUUCCAAUACUGUCGAGCGCAAUUUCCCAUUCUAUGAACUCUAGCUGAUAUAGCGAUCUUGCCCUGCUUUUGAAAGGUGCGCUUGUUAAAGAAGGAAGUUUUAAGCAUAUAUAUAAACGUUCAAAUUUGUAAGAAUGGCAGGCGGCGGUGACGACCUUGUGGCCAAGUUUCAGGAGUUUUGUACGCUAGCCGGCUCAAAGGACAAGACGCAGAUGACAUCUAAGGCGAGCGGCAAAAUGGUGGCGGACUGCCUGGAGAAGAACUACAAGAAAUACGACGUCAAGUCCAUAUGUGAUGCCAGCGUCUUUCCGGCCGUCAAGGAGAAAGGGAAACCGUGUAUGACGGUGAACAAAGUUAACGUGGACAAGUUCGUACAAAAGACAGCACACGAGCUCGCCAAGCGCAAGACGAAAAACAACAAGAUUGCCGACAACGACCCGGAAGUGGAAGCCAUCAAGGCCGACAUCUGCAGCUGCAUUACCGGCGGAGGGCCACAUGUCAAAGCCACGAAACAAUCAGCCACUGGGAAUGUGGGCGGCCUGACGGACGCCUCCAAGUACACUGGCGCACACAAGGAGCGCUUUGACGCCGAUGGGAAGGGAAAGGGGGUUAAGGGGCGGGAAGAUAUUGCGGAAAACUCCGGAUAUGUUGGAAACUACAAGGGAAAGGAUACAUUUGACAAGAAAAAAUAAUUAACAACUACUUUACUCUGGGAGAUUUACAUAAUAAAUAUCUUGCUGUAUAGUUUUAAUAGUGCUGUUUGCCUUACACACUUUUAAUUGGUUGUCUAUCUAUUGAUCCAAGCCUUUUACUAUUUGGCAAACGUUUUAGUGUGAUAACCAUUUUUUUUUACCAUUCGAGUACACAAGCAUAGAAAUAAGCAUUUUAUUUCCUCCCAAAUAUUGGUUUGCUUUUAUAUUAUUUUAAGUAUUUAAUGUUAACUAAGUACGUUUUUCUUUCAAGCAGAAUAACUGCUGAUAAUUUUAGGUUCGGAAUGGUUAGCAAUAUAUAAACUAUCUGUGUGUAUUUUUUAUUUUUGUUUUUAUACAGUAUACGCAAUAAAUAUUCUUGGACCAAAUUUUCGUCUUUUCCGUUUACAUAAAUCUAAAGUCUUGUGCGAUCUGUAAAAACUGGAACAAGUCAAUUUAUUUAAAGAGCCAGCAGCAUGGUUCACGAGUGCUUUUUUCAAAGACAUGUCAAGUAAGAUGUUUCAAAGAGAUGUUGAAUACGAUAUUUUGAAUUUAAUUUAAAGCAACCAUGAGCAGCCCACAUGUAUGACACAUGAUGUUGUUAAAUGAUUUCUACAUAUGUUUGAAAACAGUGAUUUGUAUCAUUAUAUUGUUUCAAAGUGUUGAAAUAUAUUAUUUUAGCUGUG
Messenger RNA from Mya arenaria, 1400 nucleotides. RefSeq names its product tubulin polymerization-promoting protein family member 2-like. Lineage: Eukaryota; Metazoa; Mollusca; Bivalvia; Myida; Myidae. The transcript is spliced from 4 exons. Gene Ontology annotation, molecular function: tubulin binding. The coding region runs from base 160 to 717 and encodes 185 amino acids. Gene Ontology annotation, cellular component: microtubule. Gene Ontology annotation, biological process: microtubule polymerization; positive regulation of protein polymerization; microtubule bundle formation. The record is from RefSeq and is a predicted model, not a curated record.